GAAUGAAAACACAACACAACAGGAUGCCGCUACCAAAGCGUCUAGUGCAGCCGGUGUUCGUUGCACGGUCGGUGUACGUGCGCGAAGAGCUGCCGGCCGAGCUAGAGACGGUCACCAAUACGACACUGACGAACAUUGUGCGUCAAUUGUCGUCACUGUCGAAGCAUGCUGAAGAUUUGUUUGGUGAGCUGGCACGAGAUGCGGGCGGUUUGGCGGAACGGGCCAACUCGUUGCAGGCGCGCAUCGAUCGGUUAGCGAUAAAGGUCACACAGUUGGACAGCACGGUGGAGGAAGUGUCGCUGCAAGACAUUCAAAUGAAGAAGGCGUUCAAAAGUGCCACCAUGUUCGACCAGCAGAUAUUCUCCCGGGCGACAAUGCCUUCGGCGAUGCUGGAGGUGUAUAAGACUUGCGAUAAACCACCACCACUGGAUAAGCUCAACUGUUAUCGGGAUGAUGGUAAAGAUGGUCUGAAAUUCUACACCGAUCCCAACUACUUCUUCGAGCUAUGGCGACAGGAGAUGCUGAAAGAUACGGAGCGCGUUAUGCACGAUCGUGGUAAAAAGGUACACAAACCACGUGCCGAAGGUGCCGGUGCCGAUGGUGGCGGACGACAGAAAAAGCGACCACGUGCACCACACAACACACGCGAAAAGCAACGCCAGCGUGCCAUUGGCCACGGUGAAACGCUGAUGCCAAAUAAUGUCAUCUACCGUACGCCAAAUGCAAUCAUCGGUUCGCAGGAGGAAGCUAUUUACAACAGCGCUAUGGCUGCGGCCGGUGGCAGUAUGAUCUACGACUCCCGAUCAUCCUCGGCUAUGGGUGGUAGUAGCAGCGGUGGUGGUGCAGCCCGACCGAACUCGAUCGAACUCCGGCGAAGCUAUCAGCAACCGAACGAAAUGGUUGAUGGAGGUGGCUAUGCUCCACCAUCACCGGGCGGUGGUUAUCACCAUCAGCAGAUGGCUGCCCAACUACAGCACCAGCAGGCCGGUUACCAGCCACAGCAACCCAUCUACGAUCAGUAUGGUAAUCCGACGAUUUACGGUUCCGGUGCGAACCAAAUGUCGCAGGAAAGUUUGUACGCUCCCGGUACACCUUCUCGGUCGAAAUCACGCCCAUCGCAGCCACCACCGGCACCACCCUCAUCCGGCAGUGGCGGUGGCACACCGAAUGCCUCGAACGCAAACACACCAACGCGCAGUCGCAGUCUUUCGACGGGUCGUGAUAAUCUACCACCGCCACCACCGAUACCGGAGGGAUUGCAAUCGCCACCGCAUGGUAUGAGCAAUGGUGGCACGAGCGUUGCGGCUAAGUUGCUGCUAAACCGAACGGGAUCACGGGCAGGAUCACCGCAGCUCGGCAUGACCGGACAGCAACAGCAGCAGCACCAGCAGCAACAGCAACAGCAGCAACAUCAACACCAGCAAGUGGUCGUGCAGUCGAUGAUGGACCAGAAUCAGCUUGCGCUGGCACAGCUAAACCAGCAGAUAAACAAUCUAAACAAUCUCAACAUGCAGCUGAACCAGAUGUCGAUGAAUGAUCUACCGCCACCACCACCGAUUCCGGAACAGCUAUCACCCAAACAAUCACCACCAAAUGUGGCACCUCCACCUCCACCACCACCACCGCCAAUGCUGGACGGUCCGCUAAGUCCUACGAAGGCACCGAUGGCGAACGGCGAUCUGUACAAUAUGCCGAAAAUGCACCAGCUGAAGAAGAUUCCACCGCAGGAGAAGAUAACCUACGAUGAUCCGCGCAGCGACCUGAUGAAAGCCAUCCGAGACGGUAUCAAACUGCGCAAGGUAGAGAAACAAAAUCACGAAGCGAAGGAAAACGAUCGCAACAAGGGUUUGCACGAUGUGGCCUCGAUUUUGGCACGGCGCGUCGCCAUCGAACUAUCCGAGUCGGAAUCGUCCGAAAGCGAUGACGACAGCGAGGGCUGGCAGGAAACGAAUGAAACGUCCGCAUGACAUCAGGAGAGCGUUGCGGCAGGUGGCGGUGGUGGCAAGAAAAA
Anopheles maculipalpis is the source of this 2011-nucleotide messenger RNA. RefSeq names its product actin-binding protein WASF2 (gene SCAR). Gene Ontology annotation, biological process: positive regulation of Arp2/3 complex-mediated actin nucleation; actin cytoskeleton organization. The record is from RefSeq and is a predicted model, not a curated record. The transcript is spliced from 5 exons. Bases 3 to 1967 code for a protein of 654 amino acids. Gene Ontology annotation, molecular function: Arp2/3 complex binding; protein kinase A regulatory subunit binding; actin binding. Gene Ontology annotation, cellular component: cytoskeleton. NCBI's taxonomy places the organism in Eukaryota, Metazoa, Arthropoda, Insecta, Diptera, Culicidae.